GAACAUGAAGGGCCAUGAAACCUCACUUCGAAUAUUGCCAUCUGAUUUGACAGCGGCGGCAAGACUUGGACGAUUAUCCUUGGAACAUGCUGGAGAGGUUGACCUCAGAGUGAGCCCUCUCUCGAAGAAACGACCAGCAAGCUCAGAGGUUUGCACUGCAGACGCCACAGCAUUGGUCAAAGACUACGACAAAGCGAUUGCUAUCAGGACCUCAUGCGUGGCUUCAAAAUACAUCAAACGACCUACUGCAGAGGAGAAUAUAACAGCGUGUCCUCCACUGACAAGUGAACCAUCUGUCAGUGCGACUGAAGGACGCACAUUGUUUCCAGACCCAUACGAUCCACGAACUCCGGAAGAAUUCUCAGAAGGCUUGAAACGUCGUCGUCGUCCGAUGGAAACCUUGUAUCUUGACAUUGCACAAUCAAUACCAGGGCUGAAUGCGUCAAGGUCUUUGCGACAAACAGAUUACAUGUCUCAAGAUGAGUUUACGGCGGAAAUCAAGGGUAUUUAUGCCGCAUUGGUUAUGGUUGAAGCAAAGUGCAUCAAGCUGGAUGCUGCACAUAUGCGUGCCAGCGGGAAUCUUUCUUUGNAUCAAUGGCAAGCACUUUUUGCAGUGCAUCGAACCUUGCUGUACGAACAUCAUGACUUCUUGUCCGCAUCACAGCAUCCCUCGACCAGCUCUUCGUUGCGCAAGCUGGCCAUCAAGUACUCUAUGCCAGCUCGGAUGUGGAAGCACGGUAUCCAUUCAUUUCUGGAGGUACUGCGACGACGUCUGCCGGAAUCGCUUGACUACAUGCUGCAAUUCAUAUACUUGGCAUACCAAACAGUCACGCUACUCUACGAGACGGUCCCAUCCUUCGAAGACACCUGGAUCGAAUGCCUUGGAGACUUGGCACGUUAUAGAAUGGCCGUUGAAGAGAUAGACAUGAGAGAUCGCGAGAUUUGGGGCGGGGUGGCCCGUGAUUGGUAUUCAAAGACAUCAAACAGAAACCCAGAUGUGGGUAGACUAUACCAUCACUUGGGCAUACUGGCACGCCCGAAUGCGAUACAACAAGCAUACUACUAUUGUCGAGCGUUGACUUGUGUUCAGCCUUUCGAGUCUGCCAUGGAAUCACUGUCUUCGCUGCUCUUGCCCUUGACAAAGAUUGAGCCAGAGCGAGCAGUGAUGCCUUAUGUGGACGGAACGGACUCCAUGUUUCUUUGCCUGCAUGCGAAGCUGUUGGCUUCCAGAUCUCGCAAUCAUGGGAUCCAACUUCGUGUUAACAUUUCUACGUAUCAUCUAUGGCUUGAUGCGCAAAUUCGUCGUCAGGCGCUCAAGUGGAAGGAUCAUGGUGUCUUCAUUGCCGACUCUGGUAACCAAGGAGCCGACCCCAUCUUGGACGAUUCCCUGCAUCUUCUUUCCAACACACUCGCGCUGGUUCUGUCUCGAGAGAAUGACUUCAACGUCCUCCCUCAUGUACAUACAAUUCUGGCUUUUCUAUGGAGCAUCUACAAUCUGGCGAUCGGACCGGCCGCCGUGAUUACAAAAGUACUAAGUUCUAUCCCUUGGGGGAAGAUUGUCGAUUUCCUCAACAGUUUCAUCAGGACCGAGCCGAUUGAGAAUCGAGUCGCGGACGAAGGCCGGCGAGGCAGCUUCCUCAAAGGCGCCCCCAAGCCAUUGCCUGAAGACUAUCUUCUUCGCGGCUUGGUGUGGUGCAGAGGCUAUUUUGUGUCUGGCUGGUUUGACGAAAAGCACGACGAGGAAAGCCGGCUUCUUGAGCUGCCCAGCACGAACAAGGUGAGGAUUGAUAGGGUGAUGCGGUUGAGCAUUUGCUUGUCACAGAAAGGAAGUUUCAUCUCUUUUGAUCAUUCCAGGAAGGUGUUCCUUAAACUCAGU
Molecule: messenger RNA, 1876 nt
Organism: Aureobasidium vineae
Lineage: Eukaryota; Fungi; Ascomycota; Dothideomycetes; Dothideales; Saccotheciaceae
Source: the annotation of a GenBank genome assembly